Messenger RNA from Zingiber officinale, 1034 nucleotides. RefSeq names its product probable E3 ubiquitin-protein ligase ARI8. Bases 122 to 718 code for a protein of 198 amino acids. NCBI's taxonomy places the organism in Eukaryota, Viridiplantae, Streptophyta, Magnoliopsida, Zingiberales, Zingiberaceae. The transcript has 5 exons. The record is from RefSeq and is a predicted model, not a curated record.
UGCUGAUGCAUUCUCUUUUGGAUCUUUAGUCCCUUAAUUUUAAUUCUAUUUCUCUUUGUAUCCUAACAUAGUUUCUUGUUAUUUGCAGUCAAGGCAAAAGGCACUUUCAGAUUUACAUAGCAUGCAAAAUGAAAAGCUUGAGAAACUGAGUGACCGACAAAGCCAACCUGAGUCACAGCUCAAGUUCAUAAUAGAAGCCUGGUUACAGAUUGUGGAAUGUAGGCGAGUGUUGAAAUGGACAUAUGCGUAUGGUUAUUACCUACCUGAGCACGAACAUGCCAAGAGACAGUUCUUUGAAUAUUUGCAAGGUGAGGCCGAGUCUGGAUUGGAACGUCUUCAUCAAUGCGCUGAGAAGGAGCUCCAGGUAUACCUUGAUGCAGAAACUCCUAUGAAAGAUUUCAAUGAUUUCCGCACCAAGUUAGCUGGUUUGACGAGUGUGACCCGCAACUACUUUGAAAACCUAGUCCGAGCCCUGGAGACUGGUUUGAAGGAUGUAGGCUCUUCUAAUAGCGAAGCUACCUGUAGUAAAACUUCAAGUUCGAAGAGUUUGGGAACAAAGGGAAAGGGUGGUAAGUCUAAAGCAACAGGAAACAAUUCCAGAUUAGCUGGUGGUCCCAGCCACAGCUUGGAUGAGAGCAACCUCUGGUCCUGCGAUCACUGCACCUAUGCCAACCCUAAAUCUGCCAAGGCAUGCCAGAUGUGCGAGCAUCGGAGGUAGAACAGUGAGAGCAUCUUCCCAAUGCCAGUUUCAUCUGUCUUCACAUCGCCAGUCUCAUCUGUCUGUAAAGAAACAUGAAAGUUAUUUUGGUAGGAUCUAGUUCUGUGAUCAUUCCACAAGCCAGUGCCCAUGAUCUAAGGAUAUUUGCACAUUGCAAGAAGGGAAAUGAAAUAACAGGAAACCUAUUGCGAGGGGAGGAAAAAUGAAACAAAAGAAUUCUGUUUAUGUAUGUUUGUUAAAUUAUAAGCUGAUAGUUUCAUUGUACUAUCUUGUUAAAUAUAUGUAUAUAGAUUUUUAAUGGUGGCUCUUUUCCAAA